AUGAAAGCUCUCGUCUGCCUGUGCCUGCUGCUUAGCAGCUUCCAGGCACUCGCUGCACCAAGCUCCCCCGGAAACGGCGCAUCUGUCCCUUGGGACAUCUCCAAGCCCCUCAACGGCAUCACCUUCGAGCGAGUCAAGGCCGUGAAGCCGCCCACCCCUGAUCGCCCAGCACCUCGUUUCUCCCGGCUCCACAACAUCAAGGGCAAGCCUGGAUCCUUCACCUCUGUCUCUGCCCUUGGGAGGCUACUGAAAACUCCGCCAGCGCAUCAUCAGCACGUGUACCAGAACGUCAGCGCCACCGGAGAUUUCUCGACUCAGUAUGCCAUCCAGUGUGGUUGGGACGGCGUUCCCCUCUGGCUGCUGUUUGACACGGGUAGUUCGGACACAUGGGCCGUCAAGACCGGUUUCCGAUGCAACGACGGGGUCGGAGGGGGCAACGACCAGGAGGUUUGCGGAUUUGGCUCCCCGACCAUUGACGAAUUCAGCGGAGGUGCCAUCGAAGACCUCCACUUCCUCCUCAAGUAUGGUUCUGGCGAGCAGAUUGUUGGCCCCAUGGGCUACAGCGACCUCACCUGCGGUGGUGUCCAUGUGGCGCGCCAGCAGGUUGGCCUCGCCAACGACACAUACUGGCACGGGAACAACCUCACCGUGGGAAUCCUCGGACUUGCUUAUCCCUCCCUUACCAGUGCCUUUUAUGGCGAAGUGGGCAGCGAGGCCACAUGGAACGCCAUCUCUUACACCCCGUUCUUCACCAAUGCCAUUACGCAGGGAACCAUCGAUCCAGUCUUCAGCGUGGCCAUCCUCAAGAAUUCGUCCGAGGGCAUGCUCGCCUGGGGCGGGCUUCCACCCAUGGAUUGGCGGCGCGGUCGAAGCGCUGAAACGGAUCUCAUCAUUGCAAACUUGAUCGGCCAGGCUGAGACGGCGUGGAGAUACUCAUUCUACACCAUCAUUCCUGAUGGCAUAAAAUGGGGGCAGUCCACCGACACCACCAAGUUUCCGUACAUUGUCGAUACUGGCACGACGAUGAACUAUCUCCCGCCGCCAUUGGCCGAGCAAAUCGCCAUGGCCUUCCAACCGCGGGCGGUCUACUUGUAUCAGUGGGGAGCGUAUUUUGCGCCCUGCAACGCGAUCCCCCCUCAGUUCGCCAUCAUCAUCUCAGGGGUGGAAUUCUGGAUCAACCCCGCGGACCUCAUGUACCAGGAUCUCAAGGAUCCCCUGACGGGGUACUGCGCCGUGGCAAUUGCCAGCGGAGGGGCCGGGCCUUAUAUCCUGGGUGACGUGUUCCUCCAGAACGUCGUGGCCGUUUUUGACGUUGGAGCCGCCAAAAUGCGCUUCUACUCGAGGUAA
Messenger RNA from Purpureocillium lilacinum, 1347 nucleotides. RefSeq lists its product as uncharacterized. Gene Ontology annotation, biological process: proteolysis. Gene Ontology annotation, cellular component: fungal-type vacuole. Lineage: Eukaryota; Fungi; Ascomycota; Sordariomycetes; Hypocreales; Ophiocordycipitaceae. The record is from RefSeq and is a predicted model, not a curated record. Gene Ontology annotation, molecular function: aspartic-type endopeptidase activity.